AUGGCUAGCACAAGCUCCUACCGCAGGUGGGAGCCACUUCCCAAACUCCUCUAUGGCCUCGCCACCCAUCCUUUCUCGCCAGAGACGGACGCGCUCGAAUCGUCGACUCUCCCGCUCGAGUCGCUUCCAGCAGACGUCGUCCAGGACCUGUACGAGAACCUCAUUGCUCUCGAGCUUGGUGACGAAGUCUAUGUAUUUGAGCAGUUCGGCCAUACUGACGUCAACUGGUACCGAGGUUAUGUCGUAUCCACCAAUCGUCUCCCCGCCGUCGCCACCAGCGCCAGCAGUCUCAGCGACUAUAGCACAAUCCAUGCGCUCGGUCAGCAGUCAAGCCCUUUUGCCAACGAAGAGCCGCAAGUCUACGUCGGUGUAUUCCCCAAAACACAUGUCCACAUCCGUGAGCAGCUCGACGACGCAGAGAUGCGACUGGCUUCCGUUUACGAGCACGCACAGCAGCUCGGUGUGAUCGGUGCCACUGCACCUCUACCGCGUCAGAGAAGGAACAUGGACACUUUGCCCGAGUUGGACGAAUCCACAUCCCAACCUUCCAGUCCCAACCAGCCGCCAAGAGCGCAACUGCCUUCCAUUGAUGUCGUCGGUCAGGAGAUCGGAACAGACGGCCAGCUCGUUGAGCGUCCACCACCGCCACUUCCGAGUCUCAAAUGCGGCGAUGAAACGCUCGCCGGCGUGUACGAACCCUUGGUCGAUGAGAUCGCAUGCGCUUUGCGCGAAUGGUCAGCGCUGACAUAUAAAUACCUUGGCCAACGCGACUAUGAGCUUCUCAACACAAUCAAGCAUCACAUUGACGUCCUCUUUGUGGCACGCAAACAGCUUCUUGCCCAGACGCUUUCCGCCGAAGAAGUAGCCAAGCUCAGAAGGGAAUGUGUCGCGCGUCUGGUCAAGGCCAACGUCGCCCAAGGUCUCGACGUCAUCGUACGCCAUCCUGGUCGCGGCGGUCUCGUCGAUUUUGACAUCAACACCAAGGACGCUGAUCCCGACAGCUGGGUCAGCGGCAUCCGUCUCUCGGCUCUUCAGGCUGCGCUCGCCUAUGUCGAUCAACAAGACGACGCUGCAUCCACUGCUACGCCCGGUGGCAUGGAUUUGUCCGCCUCUAGCGCGUUUGGCAUCACAGCGCCUACAACCACAAGUGCAGGUGUGCUCGCCGGCAUUUCCGACGACUCUUCGCGCCACCCAGCAACCGCAACGCGGAAGGGCUCCAUCUCGAACCCACAACGCGCUCGAUACGGCUCCCUCGCUUCCACCAACCCACGCGGCAAUGACAGCGCCGCGGCCAAGUACUUUCAUGUGCUGAUCGACCUCCGCGCGUUUGUUGCAACCCCAUGCACCGCCGGUGAGGUGGUGGAGCUCUACUUUUCGCUUUACAAUCGAGCCGAAUCGCGUUUUCUCACCGAAGAGUUUUGCAUCAUGCUCAACCACCGUGGUGUUCCCGUCCGCGACUCGGCGGGAGCGUCUAGCAAGAUGCAUGCUCUCUUCACCGAACUAAGCGCCAGCGACAUGCAGGACCUCAAUGUGGUCUGCCGCAUCAUAAGGAACGGAGGCAUGCGUGUGGGUGACAUCAAAGCCACGCCGCUCGGCGCCGCAGGCCAGGAUCAGCCACACGAUCGCGCCGACGCCUUUGCUGAUCCUUCACUAGCCAAUACCCCCUCGUUCCGCCCUAAACGCAUGGCCGGCGAUCACUCGUUCCGUCGGCCGUUCGGAUGCGCCGUCGUCGAGCUCGGCCAGCACCACAAUUUUCAAACCGAUGUCGCCUCUUGCUCCACGAUGAAGGAACAUGUCAUGCCCAUCUUUGUUCCUGUCAACGAAGCCGCCUUCAGCACGCUUCAUCAGGACAUCAUCGCAUCCAGAACACGCGAAUUCGAAAAGUCGUCGCGAGCCGACAUGCUAGCCAUCAACGUGAAGGUUUUCCAUGGAGAGACGUCUGCCGUGAUCCGCGAGAACCCAUCGCUGCUUCAGGAUGUAGCUCAGGCGGCUCGUCUUGGCUUCCCGGACGUCGUCUUUCCUGGCGACCAACGCAACGAAGCCUACAUCAAGCUUUGGAGUGGCGAGUUCUACCCUUCGAGCAACAAGAUGGCUGGCAAUUCGCUCAGAAACAUCCAGGUCUCGGUUGAAGUGCGCACCCGGGACGGUCGUGUGGUUGAAGAUGUCAUCUCCCGCGGCGCAGGCGAGCCCUUACUGACACAAUUCGACAGUCUCGUCUUUUACCAUCAAAAUGCUCCCACGUGGGGCGAAUUGGUCAAGCUGCAGUUACCGCGCGAUAUCAUGGAAGACUGUCACCUCUUCUUCUCGUUCCGCCAUCGAAGCACCAAGGAGGAGCGUGGUUUGGCUGCAGCUAGCAAUGUCACGCAUGGUAGUCCCGCUCCGCAGUCGUCCUCUUCUGUGGCCAUAUCGCGUCCCUUUGCCUAUGGUUAUCUUCCUUUGUUCGAGUCGAGCCGUGCCUUCAUCCCGGAUGGCAGCCAUACACUCUUUCUUUGGCGCACAAACAGACCUCCCGCUCAGAUCGGUCCCGAUCUCUACUUCAAUCUGCCACCCGUCACACCUGCCGGGCGCAACAUCAACGACGUUGUGCCUACCAAUCUUGCGUCCACAGUGCAGCCUCUUCGUGAUAUCCUCACCUUGCGCACUUUCCUAGUCUCGACCAAAUACUCGCAGAACGACGUCCUGUUAAAGCUGCUCAAUUGGGAGCAUCUGCUCGCUGAUGACUUUGAGGAGCUGAGAAGCGUCCUCAACCAAUUCACCUUUGUCGGAGAGGUCGAGAUCGUCAAGUUCUUGCGAGACAUUUUCGAUUCGCUGUUUGGCAUUGCUACCAGUAGUCGCAACAGCCGCGGCGAGCUUGACGAUCUGGUCUUCAACAGUCUCGUCACCGUGCUCGGCAUCGUGCAGGACCGUCGGUUCACCAACUUCCGCGCCACGCUUGACGUCUAUAUCGAACGCCACUUCAAAUUUACCACAGCGCACAACAAGUUGAUCGCCUCCAUGUCCAAGCUUAUGGCCGAUCCAUGUCGACCUGAGACAUCCAAGGACCUUCGUGCGGCUAUCAAGGUGUGGCCGUAUCUGUUCAAAUUUGCGAUUCAAAGCCGCGAGAACCAGAGGGGCGACCGUGAUGUUGGCGGAGGGGCCGUCCUAGAUCAUCUCGAGGCUGGCUUCAAACGCGAGCUCGAAGGGCUGCUGCGCAGCAUCAAUCAGCUCAUGAGUGCUACUAAGCCCUCUUCGAUUAUUGGCACCCAGACGCUCGCGCUUCAACAUUUUGCAGGCAUCCUCCCCGAUUUGGCUCGCAUUUUCACCACCGAUGAGCUGGUUCGCGUCGCCUCCGCUUUCGCAGACAGCGUGUUCAUCACCAAGGGCAAGAUGGCCAUCUGGAAACUGCUUCACAUUCUGCAGGUGACCCAAGGCUCACUCUUUGAAGAGCAAGCAUCGCGUUCACAGCUGAUCCCGAGCGUAGUCCGAUGGAUCCGUCCGCAUCUCGGACCCUACGACGAAGCUGCGCAUGUUGCAGUCAAUGCUCAUGAAAAUGCUCGUGACGCUGCCAGAGUGUCGUGGCUUGAGGCGGCACGCCUCGCUGUCACCAUUCUGGCUGUCAUCCUGGAUCGUCUGCAGGUAUCUUUGGCUUCCGAUCCAGCAGAUGGGUCACAUGGCACACGAGGAAAUGGGCGCAUCAAGACUCGCCAGGAGCAGGACGAUGUGGAUUAUCUACUCACCAUGAUGCCCAAGCUGCUCGAGACCUACCGUGAGAUGUCGAGUCGAGCCACAAUCCGGACGCUCGAGCGACACCGCGCGCCAUCUACUACGCCGUCGCCCGUACCAGUCGUCUUCCCUUCCAGCUAUCCUUUUCCGCUCGUCGCCAAGCGACCGCAGGGAGGUGCGUCCGUGGUCAAUGGACCCUCGUCGCGUCGGAACCGCCGACGCGAUCGUACCGAAUUUCUCAACUGUGGUCUUGUCGAGAUCAGCGCUGUACUCAUGGUGCUGAUCGUAUUAAGCCCGAGAAAGCAUCUUUCGAGCUUCCUCGACGAGGAAAGAGAUCUCGGCGGCGCAGAGCGAACGUCCAAGGUACUGCUAGACUUCUUCGAGGUGGCGACCUCGGUCCUAUCGUAUGAGGCUUUCCCUAACACAUGGCUCAACCUGAACAUCUUCAGUCAUCAAAUGGUGCUCAAGAUGGCCGAUCCGAUUGCAUCGAUCAUGGUGCGUCACUACAUUCCUUCCGCUGAACAAAGCGAUAAGUUCGACACCACGCUCUGGCGGUCGUGCCUGACCAUGGUGCUGACAUUGCUGUCGAGCGACCAGCUGGUGAUUGAGCAGUUCAAACCACAGAGGCGUAGGGCCGUGUGGAGACUAGCGGGCGACAUUCGAGGCGAGGGGGCCCAGAUCUUUGCCAAGCUGUGGACUUCGAUCGGAUGGCCUGAAAAGGCAGUUGAAGAGGUCGGUGGAGACGAAACGAGCCAAGCCGACGAGCGCAUGAACACAGGCGGUUUCCAGGUGCAAUUUGUUCCGUCCCUGGUGGAACCCGUGCUCGAGCUGUGCCUGUCGCACCACGACGAGCUCAGGACAUGCGCGGUGCGUGUCUUGGCUACCAUGAUCACCUCCGAGUGGCACCUGAACGGCAACUUCACCGUGAUCGAGGCAGAAAUCAUCGACAAGCUCGACAUUCUCUUCAUGACGCGCACCAAGGGUGACGAGAUCUCGCGUGCCUUUUUCAUCGGACAACUGCGCGCGCUGUUUGACAAUCCGAACGUCGAUGCUGGUCUACGUGAUCAGGUCAAUGCUUGCUUGGUGUCGGUGAACCGCUUCCUUGAUUUGCUGCUCAGUGUACGAAGCUUGCCUUUAGAGGAAGGCUACGAAGAUGACCGCGUCGCUGGCACGCUCAAGUUGCUUGGAUUCUUGCGGCAAACCAAUAGGGUUUCGGCCUUCUCUACUCACGUGUUGCGCCUGGUCAACCUGCAUUUGGAAAACUUCAAUUAUGUCGAAGCAGCACUCACGCUGAAACUGCAUGCCGAUCUUCAUUCGUGGGAUAUGGACAGCUUUGUCGAGCCAAUCGCCGAUCUGGAUCUGCCACGUCAGUCGCACUUUGCCCGCAAGGAGACGCUCUACAUGCUCAUCCUCGACUAUUUGGGCAAAGGCAAGGCGUGGGAGAUCUCGGUCGAUAUCUGCCGCGAGCUUGCACAGCAGUACGAAUACCGCUCGGUCGACUAUGUUCGUCUGGCCGAAGUGCUUCAGCACCAAGCCAAGCUGUACCAGAUGAUCGCCAGCGAGGAACGUGCGUUCUCGGCGUAUUUCCGCGUCGCCUACUACGGGCAGCAGUGGCCGGCGUCGCUGCAGGAUAAGAUGUUCGUCUACCGCGGACACGACUGGGAAAAGUUUGGCGCCUUCUGCGACCGCCUGCACGCCAAGCACCCCAGUGCCACACUCAUCAAGAGCGCCGCCUUGCCCGACGACGAGGUGCGCUUGUCCGAGGGCCAAUUUGUGCAGGUGACGGCGGUGCAGCCAGAACCUGAUCGUUCCAAGGACAUCUUCACAAAUGCUGAAGUACCGCCAACCGUACGGGCCUACUAUGAGAACAACGGCACCGACCUUUUCUCGUUUGUGCGACCGCUCGACAAGCCGGGCGGCGUGGCGUCGGAGCAGUGGACGGAAAAGACGUAUCUGCGCUGCGAAGACGCAUUUCCUACGGUGCUUCGACGCAGUGAGGUGGCCGAGGUGUACGUGGUGGAGAUCAGUCCAUUGGAAAAGGCAGUGGAGGAUGUCAAGGCCAAGACAGCCGAGCUCGCUAUGCUGGAGAACAAGUAUACGUCGAUCCGCAAGGUGUCGACGGGUAAGAUCAACACAAAUCGACUGUCGAUGGCGCUCAACAGCGCGGUCGAUGUUCCAGCGGAAAGUGGUGUACCCAUGUACAAGAGCACGUUCUUCGCUCCCGAGUACGUUGCAAGGCACGAGAAUCAGCAAGAAGCGGUGGCCGAACUGAGACAGGCUGUCGAUGUGCAAGCCAUGGUGUUGUUCCGCUGCAUCCGACUGCACGCCCAACUAUGCCCGCCGGAGAUGAAGCCGUUCCACGAAACAUUGGAGCGCUUCUUCCUGCAAAACUUUAGCGAAGAGAUCCAGCGACUAGAACUAGAUGUGCGACAGCUAGGCGAGGCAGGAUCCACGUCGCUGGACCGUGGCAGGGCGGUGGGCGCAAGUUUAGAGGACGACGCAAGGAGGUCGCCCGAGCGAACGAUGAGCCGAGGCUUUACGAUGGGUAUGGGUGCGAUGGAUCGUGCUGUUAAUGGCUCUGGCUUUUCGGCGGCUGAGGAAGGCAGACAGGACCUGCAGACAAGUGCAAAGGCCAACCGCGGCGGUGGCGUGGUUCAGUCGCCCCUGCAGCGACACAUUGCUUCUUUGACGAGGCAAAUUGACUAUCUCGCGGUCAGCGAGGAAGAGCCAAGAGCACCGGCGAUGCCUAGCAACAAUGCUAUGAGUCGAUCCGAGUCCAACACCUCACUCACGCAUGGCGGCACCGGCUCGUCUGUCACCGACCGAUCUGCGACUGUACAUGCGCUUGCGAGCAAGGGUCUGCCAUCUAUCACGGAAAACUCGGUAGGUGAUACUGCUGUUAUGCCCGUUGCUGCUCCAGCUGUCUCUGGUGGUGCUAUUGUGAGUGCUGGACAUGCACAGGACAGCACGAUCCACAGCAGCAGCAGCAAGCAAUCCAUCUCUCGAUAUGAGUCGAACCAUUCGAUUGCGAACAUGGGCGCGACAAAAGGGGCAAUCACAUCUGGAACAAAGCAAGCCAGUGCCACCGGGCCUGGGAAUCGCCUUAGCAAGCUCAUGGGCGGCGUUGGCCGAAGAAAGGCCUCCAAUCCGUAG
Mycosarcoma maydis (corn smut) is the source of this 6855-nucleotide messenger RNA. RefSeq lists its product as uncharacterized. The coding region runs from base 1 to 6855 and encodes 2284 amino acids. Gene Ontology annotation, molecular function: guanyl-nucleotide exchange factor activity; small GTPase binding. The record is from RefSeq and is a predicted model, not a curated record. Lineage: Eukaryota; Fungi; Basidiomycota; Ustilaginomycetes; Ustilaginales. Gene Ontology annotation, cellular component: plasma membrane; cytoplasm. Gene Ontology annotation, biological process: small GTPase-mediated signal transduction. The transcript has a single exon.